AUGCCGCGAGAGGUGGAACUCCAGACUUUAUUAGCCGUUCUUGAAGAGCGAGGAAUUCCAUUGGGGGCGGACGAUGUCAAAUGGGCAUUUGAAUCUUCUCAGACUAGAGAAGCGAUCCUGUCAUGGGUAGAACGGUACCUGCAUGACGAGACCUUGCUCAGCUUCGAGGAGGAAGCACUGUACGAUCUUGCGCCAAAAUGGGCGAACAAGGAACCUAUUCCGGUCCAAGGCAGUCCAUUGCUGGAAGACGAGAUGGUUGCCGCCAUUGAAGCGCUCGAAGCCUCGACCGAAGCAAUCGAGCGGCAGUGCAAGAAUCUAGAGACGCAGAAGCAGGCAUUACUAGCCAUCAAGUCCCAGAAUCGCGAAACCUCCUCCCGAUAUCGAUCGGCCAUUGAGAUGGGGAGCAAGAAGAACGCGCAAGAGAGUGGGCAGCUCCAGGUCGCAGUCGAGGAACUAUCGCAUGUCGUGAACAGCUCAACUGAGGCGAUGCGCCAUCAGACCACGUCCGCACUCAAAUCCACGCAUGCCGUCGUGCAGGACACCUUCGAGGCCGACGAUCGUGUCCUCUCCGCCCUCGCAAAGGUUUCCAGCCCCGAAGCCAGCACGAUCGAUGCCGCCGCCGCCGAGCAAAACCUCGCUGCGCUGAUCGCCCUUCGUUCUGCUGCGAUAAGAGCAAACAUUGACUAUAUCUACCAACGUGCCCUUCUGGAAGCCCUUUCGCAGCAGCGGCUGCCAGUGCCGGAUCAAGACCUCCCCUCCGCUAUCGCGGAGCUCAAAACCGAACUAGGAACGCUGACCGCCGAGAUUCCGUCCGUGAUUGAACUAGGUCUUAAUUCCACCCUGCGCGGACCGCUGUCGAAGGCCCUCGCUGAGAGCUCGCGAAGCCAGACGGCGAGCCAAGGCCAGACGGCGCGGUAUUCCAUGUCGUCCGUCGAAUUCAUGAUCAAGCGACUUGACGAAACGAGAACUCACAUCCAAUUCCUCCUGUCUAUCGCAACUUCGCUAGAUGCCCUUGCUUCCCAUGUUUCCGGAACCGCGGCGUCUGAU
Eremomyces bilateralis CBS 781.70 is the source of this 1047-nucleotide messenger RNA. RefSeq lists its product as uncharacterized. The annotation marks the transcript as partial. The transcript is spliced from 3 exons. The record is from RefSeq and is a predicted model, not a curated record. Lineage: Eukaryota; Fungi; Ascomycota; Dothideomycetes; Eremomycetales; Eremomycetaceae.